GCUGCAGGAGAGCUGUUGAGGGGACGGUGCUCAACUUCAGGAGGAGCAAAGAUGUUGAAAAAACUCUUUAAAAUCCUGUCGCUUUUUGCCUUUUUCAGUGUGGCAUGUUUAGUUGUGUUUGUAUACUACAGCAAAGAAGACAGCUUUAAGAAUGUAAAGCCUUAUGAUGGAGAGAAUGGAACCGACAGACUUCCACUGAAGACUGAAGUCCGAAAUGCCAGCCAAGCAGAGACAGAGAUGACACCCACUCCAAACAAGACUCAGGCACCGUGUCCUGACACCCCUCCCAAUCUAGUGGGUGUCCUCCAUGUGGACUUUAAUUCUAAAAGGAAUCUGGAUGAGGUGAGAAAGGAGCUCGGUUCUCUUCUUCAGGAAGGAGGAAGGUACAAGCCACCAGACUGUGUCGCCAAACAGAAGGUGGCAAUCAUCAUCGCAUUCCGAAAUCGGCACGAGCACCUCAACCAUUGGCUGCAUUAUCUCCAUCCUAUCCUGAUGCGACAGCAGCUGGACUACAGAGUGUAUAUCAUUAACCAGGAUGGAGAGGGAGUGUUCAACCGGGCUAAACUGAUGAAUGUGGGCUACGUGGAGGCACUGAAGGAAUACGAUUUUGAGUGCUUCGUCUUCUCUGACAUAGAUUUAGUUCCUAUAGAUGACCGGAACCUCUACAGAUGCUUUGAGAAUCCCCGACACUUGGCCGUGGGUAUGGACAAAUUUAACUUCCAUUUACCCUACAAUGGGUUCUUUGGUGGGGUUUCUUCAUUGUCUAAGAAACAAUACUUGAAAAUAAACGGUUUCCCAAACACUUACUGGGGCUGGGGGGGCGAGGACGACGAUAUCUACAAACGAAUUAUCUUCCGUGGAAUGUCCAUUUCUCGACCGAACACAGUGACAGGAAGGUACAAGAUGAUCAAACAUUCGAGGGACUUGCACAAUGAGCAGAAUCCAAAUAAUCCUGGAAAACUGAGCCACACACGUCAGACCAUGGAUACCGAUGGGAUUAAUACCCUCAAAUACACAGUCAAGGAGAUUGUGCAUGAUACAUUGUACACUUAUAUCAAUGUGGAUAUUGACGCUCCGUUACACUGAAGGAUGGAACCUGUGAAACUGGAAAUGCUAUUAAAUCAUUGGUGGUUUCAGUGUGUGUGUGUGGUGUCUGCAUGGGUGUGUGUGUGUGCAUACGUUUUAAAUAUGUACAGAGAUUAGUUACAGUUUCUCUCGCAAUCCUCAAAUGACAAUCGUUACCGUCAAAUAAAACAUGUGAAGGUAACACUU
Messenger RNA from Cottoperca gobio, 1272 nucleotides. Its product is annotated as beta-1,4-galactosyltransferase 1-like. Gene Ontology annotation, molecular function: beta-N-acetylglucosaminylglycopeptide beta-1,4-galactosyltransferase activity; cytoskeletal protein binding. Gene Ontology annotation, biological process: carbohydrate metabolic process; protein N-linked glycosylation. The transcript is spliced from 2 exons. Bases 52 to 1086 code for a protein of 344 amino acids. Gene Ontology annotation, cellular component: Golgi apparatus. The record is from RefSeq and is a predicted model, not a curated record. NCBI's taxonomy places the organism in Eukaryota, Metazoa, Chordata, Actinopteri, Perciformes, Bovichtidae.